GGGGUCUAUUUCACUUUUCAGGCUCGCUCCAGUUGGGGUUUGUAAGCAAGAACAGAGGCCGAGGGAGAACUUUUUCCAGCUCUGCAACAAUGGCCGACGAAGACUUCGAGAUGGACGGAGGAUACGAGGAUGAGCCUGUUGAGCCUGAGAUUGAGGAAGGGGCAGAGGAGGAAGUAGAAGGAGAUAACAAUAACCCUGAGGACAUUCCUGAUCCCCUUUUAGCUGAUGGUGAAGAAAAACAGGAACGAGCACCAGGAGAACGACCUCGGAAGACAUCAAAAUACAUGACAAAAUAUGAGCGAGCAAGAAUUUUGGGUACUCGUGCCCUGCAGAUUAGCAUGAAUGCACCUGUUAUGGUUGAGUUGGAGGGUGAAACUGAUCCACUUGAGAUUGCUAUGAAGGAGCUCCGACAGCGGAAGAUACCCUUCACCAUUCGCCGAUACCUACCUGAUGGGAGUUAUGAAGACUGGGGGGUUGAUGAAUUGAUUGUGGAAGACUCAUGGAAGAGACAAGUGGGAGGUGAUUAAUGGGCAUUUGUAUGAAUGGCUCUUGAAGGUUAUGUUUGUUGCUAGUUUGUGAAGCUAUCAUUAAUGAGCAUAUUAAUAUUGUACUGAGUAACCAACCUAAUGGGAUUAAGUUGGCGUGUGUCCUGUGUUGCACUUAAUGAUGAUGCACUCCUGCUUUGAAUUAGUGAUGUUCCAAAUUUAUAAAAUGGUGGACUGAAGUCAGUAUUAUUAACCACUUGGACCAAGUUGGCAUUUAUCAUUUAUGUUUGUGUCGCUAUAGGCCGCAUUAUAGUUGCUAAUGUAAGACUAUCACGUUGAAAAGAUAUUUUUGGGUGUCGUCUUGAAAGUUACUACAAGAAAAGGGUGAGUUAUAUAACUCAAUCUAGUGAGUUUAUUACGAAAUAG
Molecule: messenger RNA, 911 nt
Organism: Ilex paraguariensis (yerba mate)
Lineage: Eukaryota; Viridiplantae; Streptophyta; Magnoliopsida; Aquifoliales; Aquifoliaceae
Source: the annotation of a GenBank genome assembly